AGAUGAACUUGAUCAAUUUCAAAGUUGUUAAGCACAGCAAUGAGAACAUUAGUGGAGUUUCGUGAGUGCUGUUGCUUUCACUAUCCAUAUUUUUGGAGCAACAAUCGUGACUACAUCUUUAUAACACGGAAUAAGGUAACACAGAAUAUGGUCCGCAACCGUUGUGGUGUUUCUCUCUUGAGUAUGGCCACAAGGAGGAAAUCUCAGUACAAGGGUCCAGGUAGUACUGUGGCAGUUAAUCCUAUAGCAGAAAGGAACUAUGAAAUUUUGGAAAAAUUUCAGUGUGGACUUGAACUGAAAGGAACUGAAGUAAAAAGCGCAAGAGAAGGGAAUAUCAACUUGAAAGAAGGAUAUGCUCGAGUGAAAAGAGGAGAACUCUGGUUGUUAAAUGUGCAAAUCUCGCCGCAUUCGACGACUAGUACUUCUUUUAACCACGAACCAAAAAGACCAAGGAGACUUUUGGCACAUAAGUCAGAAAUUAUCAAGUUGCAACAGCGUCAACAAGAAACCAGGCUCACUAUAAUUCCUACGAGAAUGUACGUUGGAGAGAGAAACUUCAUAAAGGUAGAAGUUGCAACAGCAGCUGGUAAGAAGCUGUUCGAUAAGCGAAGAGAUAUAAAAGAGAGAGAACAGAAUCGGGAGAUCCGUCGUGUUAUUAAGUAUAAGAUGUAUGACGAAUAGAAGUGUUCAUUCGAAAGUUAUAAGCUGCAGAAUCUCCGAAUGUCGUUGUUUAAAGACUAUCUUAGGCGACGAGAAGUCUGGAUAAACUUCACUGAGAUUGCGGAGCCCUAACUCUAUUCGUUUUGCCAAUCAAGUAUUUGCUAUCUACAUAAAUAGUGAAAUGUACGAGAAACAAAGGCUGCUCUUACUAACAGGAAGAGAAGCCUUAACACAAAUCUAUUUAUUCGCCUAAAUAGAUAUUCUUUAUUCGGCGGAAUAAAUAACUUUUGUAUUGUUUUGAUUCUCUCUUUCGACAUUUAUGAGAUUGUGC
Messenger RNA from Galdieria sulphuraria, 991 nucleotides. Its product is annotated as SsrA-binding protein. Gene Ontology annotation, molecular function: RNA binding. Gene Ontology annotation, biological process: trans-translation-dependent protein tagging. The coding region runs from base 40 to 681 and encodes 213 amino acids. The transcript has 3 exons. The record is from RefSeq and is a predicted model, not a curated record. Gene Ontology annotation, cellular component: cytosol. NCBI's taxonomy places the organism in Eukaryota, Rhodophyta, Bangiophyceae, Galdieriales, Galdieriaceae.